AUGGUAAGACAGCGCAUUUCCCAACUUUUCAUGAAUGCCUCGAAGGCGGAGGAAACCAAGAAGGAGACGGUAGCGCUCAUGGAGGCGCUGAUCAACGGCGGCAUCAAGGUAAAGUCCGCUGCUGAGGUCGGGAAGAGGGCCGUUGAGUACACUCGUGGAGAUGAGAUAUCGAACUGGAUUUUGAACAACAAGCAGACCGUCGCAAAGCUGCGACGACAUAGUCCGCGUCUGCGAUUACCUGAUCGCUGCCGGUUUUAUCUACCGCGCGCAAUUGAGGGCACGAUCGAGAAGACCGCGUCCGGGACGUUCCGUCGCCCCAUGUGGCCUAAGCGCCUGAUAAAGACGCAAAAGCAGCGUUUCGACAAGGUCGGAUUCUACAUAAUUUCGUACGAGGGCAACCAGCGGUGGAACUACGUGAUGCUGACUGCGAUGAUACUGGGAAUUUUCGCCGUCUGCAUGUUCCAGACCUGGCCGCUGGCGCUGAAGCUGGGAAUGUGGUACAUUUCCGUCGUGCUGCUUACGAUUCUGAUCUCUCUGCUCAUGAUCCGUCUGGUGCUUUUCGUGUCCCUCUGGUUCUGCGGCUUUGACUUUUGGAUUUUCCCCAACCUGUUGGACGAGGAGCUCGGCGUGUUCGACUCUUUCAAGCCUCUGUACAACCUCACCCGGCGUACAGACACCGUCUACAUGCUAUGCUGCCGCGUGCUGUGCGCCAUUAUGGUGGCUGCCUCCAUCCACGAGCUGGGCAAGACCCACGACCUGAAGGACGUCGGCAACUUCGCUCGCCAGUCGUUCUUGGAGGCCAUCGAAUGGGGACGUAACAAGCUCACCGCCGUUCCCGAGGAAACCCCGUUGUACAAGUCCAUCGGCGUGGACAUGUCGACGGAAUUCGACGCAGAGGGCCAGAACGAGGAGUCGGGCGAGGAAGGCCUCGAUGACGACGACUACAAGUGCCUUUUGGCGUGCGGCUACCGUUCGCUAGGCCAGCUGUUGAAGGAAUGUAUGCUGAGCUGCAAUUGUAUGGAGGAACUGCUGGCCAACCCGUGUUUAUCCGGCUGCCCUGAGGAUACCAUUCGAGUUUUAACGGAGUCCAAGACCGACAUUUGCCGCAAGACGCGCGGCCGCGGAUAG
Messenger RNA from Babesia bigemina, 1128 nucleotides. RefSeq names its product Translocation protein Sec62, putative. Gene Ontology annotation, cellular component: endoplasmic reticulum; endoplasmic reticulum membrane. The transcript is spliced from 11 exons. Gene Ontology annotation, biological process: post-translational protein targeting to membrane, translocation. Bases 1 to 1128 code for a protein of 375 amino acids. Lineage: Eukaryota; Apicomplexa; Aconoidasida; Piroplasmida; Babesiidae. The record is from RefSeq and is a predicted model, not a curated record.